AUGUGGUAUUUUCCUCAGGGGCAUCUGUUCGUGGUGGGAGUACGUUCAGUUCCACAUGACCCACCCUGUAUGCAAAAUGAAUUAUUUUUCACCUGGUUGAUUUCUUUAUUGAAAAUUGAAGACUGUAAUCUUCGCAAAUCAAAAGAUAUGCAGGGUGGGAGCAUACGCUUUAGAAAUGGAUAUUUUCCAUGUGGUAUCUGCGGAGCUACUCUCACCAGAUUGGACAACUUGAGAAGGCACCAAAAAACUGUUUGUGCUGGAUUAGUACCAAUUUUUCAGUGUGAAUUGUGUCCAUUUGUAUCUAAACAUAAAUAUAACCUACGAAUGCAUGUUAAAAGUUCGGAGUUUAAUGACUUCAAAAAUUCUCCGCUUGAUCUUGAUUGCGAUGAAUUCUUGGUGAAAACUGAACAAGCUGAUGGGAAUGAUGAACUUUCCGAGAAAGGAUACUCUGACGAAACUGUUGGGCGAAGGAGAGAAUUCAGCAGUUCGGAGAGAGCAGCUCAGAAGAGGAGGAAAAGUAGUGGCCAAGAAUAUAUGACUACCAGAGGAAUCAUCAGACCUGCCCGAACUAUCAGAACCAGUUGUACCAACUGCAGACUGCGUUGCAAUGAAAUGCUUGAUGACCAAGCAAGGCAUGCAAUUUUCGAUAGUUUCUGGGGUCUGGGAGAUACGCAGCUUCAGUGGAACUAUAUAGCAUCAAGGGUGCAUCGUCACCCCAAGAAAUCUUGCAGUGGUCUAUCGUCUAGAAGGAAGUUUUCUCACAAUUAUACGUUCGUUCAGUCGGGACAGGUGAUCACGGUUUGCAAGAAGUUUUUUUUCUCAACGCUGAAUAUUACGGAUAGAAUGGUGAGAACUGCUUUGGAUAGUGAUGAAUCCGACGAAAGAGUUACAGAGUAGAGGAAGGUUGCCUAUUUCAGGCUAGCUUUUGAAAGUGAUAAGGAUAUUCCUUUCGAAAUUAAAAUAUCAACUUUUUUUUUCGCUUCAUAACACAGGUCAAUAUGUAAUUGAACAUGAUAUAAUGAACAUAACAUUCAUCGUGAAUCAUUUUCGAAAUUAAAAAAAUAAUCAAACUCGUAAUUUUGUUUCUACUUCAA
Molecule: messenger RNA, 1094 nt
Organism: Phaedon cochleariae (mustard beetle)
Lineage: Eukaryota; Metazoa; Arthropoda; Insecta; Coleoptera; Chrysomelidae
Source: the annotation of a GenBank genome assembly